This is a messenger RNA of Mucor mucedo, 692 nucleotides long. RefSeq lists its product as uncharacterized. The record is from RefSeq and is a predicted model, not a curated record. Lineage: Eukaryota; Fungi; Mucoromycota; Mucoromycetes; Mucorales; Mucoraceae. The coding region runs from base 1 to 546 and encodes 181 amino acids. The transcript has 6 exons.
AUGCCACGUACACCUAUUUACCCCGAGGUGGAGAAAUUAAUUAUCCUCAAAAAACGUGCAAAGCUGGAAAAGGUUAAAUCUGAUAGUGCGAAGGAAAGCUCAACCACUCAAACCCCUAAGAGGACAUCUAUUAAGAGAAAAGACUCUCCUCAUGCGUACAAAGACAAGAAAAAGGAACGACCUGCAGGUCAGAAUUUAGAUUUGCCUCAACUUAUAAGCUCUUUUGCUGGACUAUCCGCCACUAUGAAUGGUAACUUGUUUGUUCCAGAAAAUGGGUUAAAAAAUUAUGGACAAUCUUUAUCAACUGCAUGCGAGACUGUCGCAACAACGUACAAUAAUUAUUAUAUUGAAAACUUUGAAAAUAUUAUAUGUAACUACUUUAUCUAUGCAUUAAAGACAAAAUAUGCGGUUAACAACGAUUUUGGCCGUAUCCGUGACGGAUCUGGUCAAUUUUUGGCUAUUCUGUAUCCUGGACGGGAAUUUUUGAAAAAUGACCGUAUCCGUGACGGAUCUGAUAAAAUGGCAAUGAAGUUGGCUAUAGAAUAAGGAUUAUCACUGUUCUAUUUAUGAUACUCCACUACCAAACAAUGGGCUACACCGUAUUAGAAUUUGGUCUUUAUUUCUUUUUAAUAGCUCUCAUAAUAUAUUCUUUUAAUAAAAUACAUCGUAAUAUCUUUUAUUAUCAAUACAAA